This is a messenger RNA of Durio zibethinus, 1438 nucleotides long. Lineage: Eukaryota; Viridiplantae; Streptophyta; Magnoliopsida; Malvales; Malvaceae. The record is from RefSeq and is a predicted model, not a curated record.
AAAAAGUAAAAGUAAAAAAAAAAAAAAAAAGACAAAGUCUUUCGAAGCCUUCUCCUCUCUCUGUAAUUCCAUUACGGAUUGGAGCCAUAAUUUUUUUUUCUCAUGGAUUCUGGAUAUUUCCUCGGAUUCUUUCUUCUUAUUUGCCUUAAUUUCUGUUUGGCUUCAGCUGAGAUUAAUGGAUCGGUGCUUCAAAUGAAAAGAGGAACUUCUUCAGUUCUAUUUGAUCCGACUCGUGUUACUCAACUCUCAUGGCACCCUAGAGCUUUUAUUUACAAAGGAUUUUUAUCGAGUAAGGAAUGUGAUCACCUUAUUAAUCUGGCUAAGGAUAAGUUAGAGAAGUCAAUGGUGGCAGAUAAUGAAUCAGGUGAAAGCAUUGAAAGUGAAGUUCGAACCAGCUCUGGCAUGUUUCUUCAGAAAGCUCAGGAUGAAGUAGUUGCUGAUGUUGAAGCCAGGAUUGCUGCAUGGACCUUCCUUCCUGUAGAGAAUGGGGAAUCCAUGCAAAUACUACACUAUGAGCAUGGUCAGAAGUAUGAGCCACAUUUCGAUUAUUUUCUUGACAAGGCUAACCAAGAGCUGGGUGGUCACCGUAUUGCCACUGUACUGAUGUAUUUGUCUGAUGUUGAUAGUGGUGGGGAAACUGUGUUUCCAAAUUCAGAGAGAAAACUUGCUCAGCCCAAGAACGAAAGCUGGUCAGAUUGUGCCAAAAAUGGAUAUGCAGUGAAACCCAGAAAAGGCGAUGCAUUAUUGUUCUUCAGUCUUCAUCUUGAUGCAACUAUUGAUUCCAACAGUUUGCAUGGAAGUUGCCCGGUAAUAAAGGGUGAGAAAUGGUCUGCAACAAAGUGGAUCCAUGUCAGGUCCUUUGAUAAACUGGAGAAGCGCUUUGCAAACGGGGACUGUGUUGAUGACAAUGAGAACUGCCCCAUCUGGGCUAAGGCUGGCGAGUGUGAAAAGAACCCUACUUACAUGGUGGGUUCUGACGAGUCUUACGGAUUCUGUAGGAAGAGUUGUAAGGGGUCUCUGGACUGCUGAAGAAAUUCCAAACACGGAAUUGGCAACUGGACCUUGGUUCCUAAGAAAGCAGACAACGAAGUGACCAUAACUUCAACAAAGUUGAACUUCAGGGUUUUGGAGCAUAUGAUGAUUACAGGUCUUCCACAAUGAAUCAGGUCAGCAUCCACACUGAUGCUUCAUCUUCUGCAAGUUCUUUUGUUGAUGCUAUCCUGGAUAGGGACAUUGAGAUACGUAUGUUCGCAAUUUCCUGAACUUUUAGAUAGUUCUUUUCAUUACUUAGUUCGAUUUUAAGUCUGAUGAUUUAGACAAGUAUGUGUUAUGGAACAAACUGUGAGAGCCUGUUGCUAAGUUUCUUCUAAUAUCUACUAUAUUCUGACUAAUAAUUUGUUUUUAAUGUACUUGUGUUGAAUAUAAUCGAUUCCUCCUG